Bombyx mori (domestic silkworm) is the source of this 1566-nucleotide messenger RNA. RefSeq lists its product as uncharacterized. Gene Ontology annotation, cellular component: neuron projection membrane. The record is from RefSeq and is a predicted model, not a curated record. The coding region runs from base 279 to 1460 and encodes 393 amino acids. The transcript is spliced from 7 exons. NCBI's taxonomy places the organism in Eukaryota, Metazoa, Arthropoda, Insecta, Lepidoptera, Bombycidae. Gene Ontology annotation, biological process: synapse organization.
AGUUGUUCUACGCCAGCCGCUACGGACGCUACGUUCGGCGCUACGAUGCAAGCUACGAAAUAGACGGUCAUUCUCAAACUUUUGAUGCUCCUAGUCGGCUUACGAGUGUGGUCCUAAUUAUGUUUAGUGUAGUUUAGUGUAGUCAAGUGAAUUAGGAAGUGUGUGUAUGAAUGAUAAUGGUGAUCAAAAUUACUAAGUUCGCCAGACACGAAGCGCGAUGAUCUUUUCAUUUUACAGAUUAUGAAGCCUUGGGAGGGGUUUGGCCUCGUUCAGGCGCUAUGUGGAGUGUGGGCGUGUUCUUCCUUACACAGAUAGUCCUGUGCCAAUUAACCACUGAACAAACAUCAUCACUAUCGUCUACAGACGAAACACCGACCGUAACGUCUUUCUACGCACUCAACACUGUCAUGGUACCAGCACCAGUUAUGCUUCGGCUAGGAAACUCGACAAUCGAUAGCACAAAAUCCUUUAAAGUACCACAGCCCACAGGGGAUCCGACGGAAAACUUAACAGACCAACCUGCACGCGAUACAACGAUUAAAGAUACCCCAAGAGUUGAUGUGGUACCUCAUGUUGUGUCAGCCAAGAAUACAUAUUUUGACCAUGACAGGAAAUAUGGUCCAACUUUCGAAGACACUCCUGAGGGUAACAUCACGAAGAUCACAGUUCAGUUAGGGGAGGACGCUCAUCUUAACUGCAGAAUUAGUCUCUUACAAGACAAAACGGUAUCUUGGGUACGACGUAGAGGCAAAGACGAGAUCCCAGAAUUGCUGACCGUGGGCGCUGUCACGUACGCAGCUGAUAAUCGGGUCACAGUGGCCAGGAGAUACCCUGGAAACUGGAGGUUGCUCAUCAGGGAGGUAAAACCGGACGACGAAGGAGUAUACGAAUGUCAGAUAUCAACACACCCACCUAGAGUUAGCAGGACCUAUUUACAUAUUAACACUCCUCAGGUGUGGGUAGUCGACGAAGCCGGCGCCCCUCUCCUGGAAAAGUACUACGAAGCAGAAUCAACCCUGGCGCUGGUCUGCAGGGCUCGCCACGUCGAGACACCCACAGUCCUUACUUGGCUGCACGAAGGGCGCGCAUUAAAUGCUGAUACCACUAGAGGUGGGAUAAGCGUCAAGACGGAGCAGGUUCCUGGCGGGGCAGACAGUCUGCUACGCUUAGCACGUGUUAACAGUAGCGACGCUGGCAACUACACGUGCGCCGUCCGAGGCGCCAGAUCGCAUACUGUUUCCGUACACGUGCUUAAUGAAGAAAGCCUAGCCGAACUUCACGCUGCCGCCCAUCCGCAGCAACCUUCAGCGAUGACCCUCGCGACAUUAUCAAUAACCGUCGCACUAUCAACAGACAAGUCUCUGUUAUUCUUAACUGUGAUUCUAUUCACAAAACUGGCCCAAACAUUUGUUGGUCAGAACUACUUCAACGAACAUUUUAUUGUACUGUUACCUACGUGAUAAAUAUGUUUAUAUGAUUUAUGUAAUAAUAAUAAUAUAUACUGUAAAUACGAGUUUUGAAUAAUACGAAUAGUUACUGGGAAAUAAAAUUUCAUUGUAAUAUAAA